CAGAGAGAGACAGAGAGGUUGCACACUGUGGGGAAAGUGGGAUUGUUCUCUGCUCAUCAUGGAUUUAUCACCUGGGGCUCUGAUCCUGUGUUCUCUGUUAUGUUCAGUGGCUGGCCAGGCUCCCGUCGUCUCAGUGCAGCCUCGGACUGCUACUGUGCGCCAGGGGGAGUCUGUCAGCUUUAGGUGCCAAGUGGGCAGAGGUGCACAGCCAGUCCAACUGGAGUGGAAGAGAGCCACCAACCAAGCAUUACCAGACAAUGCAAAGCUCGGUCCUGAUGGCUCUGUGCUGACGGUUGCUAACACCCGACCUGGUAACCAGGGCCAGUACCGCUGUGUGGCAUCCAACUCUGCAGGCCGCAGCACUGCCACAGCUGUGCUGAAUGUCAAACAUGCUCCUAAAGUGCGGCUGACACCAGCAGGGCCCCUGCGGGUGAGGAUGGGUGUCCCUGUGUCAGUGGAGUGUCGCGCCACAGGCAGGCCACACCCCACACUGACAUGGAAACGCCAAGGCUCCACUCUGCAGCUGGUUACCGCGGAAACAAACGAUGUCAACACCAUAAAGUGGGCUGCAGUGCGUCCAGAGGAUGCAGGAGUUUAUAUUUGCCAGGCUGUGAACAAUGAAGGGGUGACAGAGGUCAAAGUUGAAAUCAUUGUUGAGGGGGGGGCUGGAGCACCAGUGGCUGUAGUGAGCAACACUGAAAUGACAGUGGUGGAGGGACAUGUAGUCACAAUGGAGUGUCAGGCCAGUGGUUCCCCUCCUCCAGUCAUCACCUGGUCCAAGCUCCGAGCACCGUUGCCAUGGAAACACACAUUGGUUGGCGGUGUUUUGACGCUGACCAGCGUGGGGCGCCAAGACUCGGGACAAUACAUCUGUAAUGCGACCAACAUACACGGCUACAGUGAAGCGUACACGCAGAUGGAGGUGGAGACUCCUCCAUAUGCCACCUGCCUGCCCGACCAGGUGAGACUGCAGCCCGGCGACUCCCUGCGCCUGCAGUGCCUCGCCCACGGCUCUCAUCCCAUCCAGUUCGUGUGGAGUCGGGUGGGCAGGGGGAGCCUGCCUGCAGGGGCAGAGACCACAAAGGAUGGAAGGCUGCUGAUAGCCCACGUUAAACUGGGUGACAGUGGAACAUACAAAUGUGUUACCACCAACCACAUCGGCUCCAGUGAGGCACUGGCCAAAGUCAUCAUAAAGGCUUAAUCCAAUGUGGUCACACUGUGUCUGAUUGACAAACCAUCUAUGCAGCGCUUACAAUUUCUGCAAGCCUGGAUCCAUCAUGGUUAAUACUGAAAACAGAGAUUAUAUUUAAUAGAUUCAUAUAUAUGUAUGAAGGACAAAGAUAUCAAUGCAGUUUAAAUGUUUGGUAUUAUUGUGCAUAUGGGGUUAAUUUUGUACUUUUAUAGAAAAUUGACACUGUUGCUAUUGUUGCUCCUAUCUCAUAUCUGCCUUUGGAAAGCUUUUCUCUGAAACUCCUGCAGUGUGUGUGGGAGUUGUUUCUUCUGCUGGAAUGCCUCUGCACCCUGUCUUUUCCUCCCUUUAUGUCAUCUGCUGAAUUUACACUGUUGCACUUUCAAAACUGAAAGGAUCGAGGGCACAAAACAAACAAAAACCUGAUUUACUAAAAAAAAAAGAAGCCUUUAUUAUGCCAUUAAAUUACAAACUCAAUAAAGAUGAAAAUAUUUUA
Molecule: messenger RNA, 1685 nt
Organism: Seriola dumerili (greater amberjack)
Lineage: Eukaryota; Metazoa; Chordata; Actinopteri; Carangiformes; Carangidae
Product: basement membrane-specific heparan sulfate proteoglycan core protein-like
Exons: 8
Coding region: 59-1201 (380 amino acids)
Biological process (GO): cell-cell adhesion
Cellular component (GO): cell-cell junction
Molecular function (GO): cell adhesion molecule binding
Source: RefSeq, a predicted model, not a curated record